Molecule: messenger RNA, 1887 nt
Organism: Trichoderma aggressivum f. europaeum
Lineage: Eukaryota; Fungi; Ascomycota; Sordariomycetes; Hypocreales; Hypocreaceae
Exons: 8
Coding region: 1-1887 (628 amino acids)
Biological process (GO): protein dephosphorylation
Cellular component (GO): cytoplasm; protein phosphatase type 2A complex
Molecular function (GO): protein phosphatase regulator activity
Source: RefSeq, a predicted model, not a curated record
AUGGCUGAAGCGCCAAACGCAAACGACGAGCUCUACCCCAUCGCCGUGCUCAUCGACGAGCUCAAGCACGACGAUGUUUUGCUCCGACUCAACGCGAUUCAUCGGCUCUCCACAAUUGCUCUUGCCCUCGGCGCCGAGCGAACAAGAGAUGAGCUGAUUCCCUUCCUCGACGAGUCUGUCGAGGACGAAGACGAGGUUUUGGUCGCCCUGAGCGAGGAGCUUGGCAACUUUAUCGAAUACGUCGGAGGCCCCUCGUGGGGUCACGUCUUGCUCUCUCCCCUCGAGAACCUCGCCGCCAUUGAGGAGCCCGUCGUCCGAGACAAGGCUGUCGAAUCUCUCAACAAGAUCUGCGAGGAGCUCUCACCGCAACAGGUUGAGGAGUUCUUCAUCCCCCUCGCAAUUCGACUCGCCAAGGCAGACUGGUUCACGUCCAAGGUGUCCGGCUGCGGUCUCUUUACAGCUCCCUACAAGAAGGUGUCUCCCCCCGUCCAGGAGCAGCUUCGCCAGCAGUUUGGCCUUUUGGUCCACGAUGAGACUCCCAUGGUCCGCCGCCAAGCCGCGUCCAACCUGGCCAAGUUUGUCAAGGAGAUGCCCCCCUCUAUCGUCAUUGAGGAGAUGAUUCCCCUCUUCCAGCACCUCGUUUCAGACGACCAGGAUAGUGUUCGAUUACUCACUGUUGAGAUCCUCAUCGCCAUUGCCGAGGGCGUGCCGAAGGAACAGCAGGCUAGCCAUGGUGUCCUGUUGACUUCUCUGCGAAACCUGAUCGAAGAUAAGAGCUGGAGAGUCAGGUACAUGAUUGCCGACAGGUUCGAAAAGAUUGCCAAGGCUGUAGAUGAGGAAGUCGUCUCCAGGGAUUUGGUGCCCGCAUUCGUCAAGCUUCUUAAGGAUAACGAGGCUGAAGUCCGGACAGCCAUUGCUGGUCAGAUCCCCGGCUUCUGUGGCCUGGUGGACCGCCAGACGCUUCUCAACGACAUCAUGAGCAGUGUCGAGGAUCUCGUCUCAGACACAUCCCAGCACGUGCGUGCCGCUCUCGGAACCCAGAUCAGCGGCCUCGCUCCUAUACUGGGCAAGCAAGAGACGAUUGACCAUCUUCUACCCAUGUUUCUCCAGAUGCUCAAGGACGAGUUUCCCGAGGUUAGACUGCACAUCAUCUCUAAGUUGGAGCUGGUGAACCAAGUCAUUGGCAUCGACCCCUUGUCCGUCUCGCUGCUGCCCGCCAUUGUCAACCUGGCCGAGGACAAGCAGUGGCGCGUACGACUCGCCAUCAUCGAGUACAUCCCCCUGUUGGCCAGCCAGCUUGGCGUCAAGUUUUUUGACGAGAAGCUCAGCAACUUGUGCAUGGGAUGGCUCGGCGAUACCGUCUUCUCCAUUCGCGAGGCUGCUACGCACAACCUGCGAAAGCUGACUGAGGUCUUUGGCGUGGAGUGGGCGAGCGAGGCCAUCAUCCCCAAGGUCAUGACGAUGGGCAACCACCCUAACUACCUGUACCGGAUGACCACUUGCUUUGCCAUCUCGACACUGGCCUCUGUAGUUAGCAUAGAUGUCAUUUCCAAGUCGAUUCUCCCCAUGCUCGACAAGAUGACGGAAGACGACAUUCCCAACAUCCGGUUCAACGUUGCAAAGACGUACUCGGUCCUCAUCAACGCCCUGCAGCGCCUGCCGGAACAGGGCACUCUCUACACAAUCGAGCAACAGGGAGCCCAGGCGGCACCGCCGACGCCUUCGCCUCGGGGCCAGGAGCUGAUCCAGCAGCGCAUCGUCCCGAACCUAACCAAGCUGCAGAAGGAUGACGAUGUGGAUGUGCGUUACUACGCGACGCAGGCGGUCGCCGAGGCUUCAGGAACCGGAGCGUCAGGAGGCGGAGAGCCCAUGAAUACUUCACCAUAG